Fimicolochytrium jonesii is the source of this 1032-nucleotide messenger RNA. Its product is annotated as kinase-like domain-containing protein. Gene Ontology annotation, biological process: peptidyl-threonine phosphorylation; peptidyl-serine phosphorylation. The annotation marks the transcript as partial. NCBI's taxonomy places the organism in Eukaryota, Fungi, Chytridiomycota, Chytridiomycetes, Spizellomycetales, Powellomycetaceae. The record is from RefSeq and is a predicted model, not a curated record. The transcript is spliced from 4 exons. Gene Ontology annotation, molecular function: ATP binding; protein serine/threonine kinase activity.
AUGUUUGUGACAGGGUUCGGAGUAUUUACGAGUAUCACCACCGCAACAGGCUACGACGACUCCCGCGGCGACUACUACCUCACCAAACACGACCACAUCAACUACCGCUACGAGAUCCUCUCCCUCCUCGGCAAAGGCUCCUUCGGCCAAGUCGUCCGCUGCUACGACCACAAAACAAAAGCCAACGUCGCUCUCAAGAUCAUCCGUAAUAAGAAACGGUUCGAGCGACAAGGGGCGGUGGAAGUUAAGGUUCUGGAGAGGUUGAGGGAGGAGAUUGGGAGGGGUGGGGGGGAGAGUACGGUGCAGAUGGUGGAGAGUUUUGCCUUUAGGGGCCAUCUCUGUGUUACUUUUGAGCUUCUGGGGAUUAAUCUUUAUGAGUGGUUGAAGGCGGGCGGGUUUAGGGGGGUGCAUGUGGGGGUUAUUAGGAGGUUCACAUUCCAAAUGUUGAAAUGCUUGGAGCUACUGUGUAGAGCCAGCAUUGUUCACUGCGAUCUCAAGCCUGAGCCCUCCGCCCUCAGCGUGGACCCCGUCCCGACCGACUUUGAUCCUAACCGCCCGGCUUAUGAUAUCAAAGUGAUUGAUUUCGGGAGCAGCUGCUUUGAGGAUGAGAAGGUGUAUACGUAUGUCCAGAGCAGGUUUUAUCGGAGUCCUGAGGUUAUACUUGGCCUCACAUACAACACCGCAAUCGACAUCUGGUCCCUCGGCUGCAUCCUUUGCGAGCUCUACACGGGCUACCCGCUCUUCCCCGGCGAGAACGAAACCGAGCAACUCGCCUGCAUCAUGGAAGUCCUCGGCGCCCCCGACCUCGCCCUCGUCGACAGGGGUAACCGGCGUAAAGUCUUCUUUGAGCCCUCGGGUAACCCCAGAUUGGUCACGAAUUCAAAGGGGAGGAAACGAAGACCCGGCGCAAAGUGUUUGGAGCUGGUGUUGAAGGGGGCCGAGAGGGGAUUUGUGGAUUUUGUGGGGAGGUGUUUGGAGUGGGAUCCGAAGAGGAGGAUUACGCCCGCGGAGGCGUUACGGCAUGAGUGGCUU